GUUCAGGCAGUGACGUAACUUGCUGCUUUAGGUGGCCUUCCGCUCUGGCGGCUGUCGCGACGGGGGUUCAGGGAACAUUUAUUGGGGCUCACCGCUCCCUCUGCUCUUGGAGGUGCCAUGAGAUCGGUUAGCUACGUGCAGCGCGUGGCGCUGGAAUUCAGCGGGAGCCUCUUCCCGCACGCUAUCUGCCUUGGAGACGUUGAUAACGAUACGUUAAAUGAACUGGUGGUGGGAGACACCAGCGGGAAGGUGUCUGUGUAUAAAAAUGAUGACAGUCGGCCAUGGCUCACCUGUUCCUGCCAGGGAAUGCUGACUUGCGUUGGGGUUGGAGAUGUAUGUAAUAAAGGAAAGAACCUGUUGGUGGCAGUGAGUGCUGAAGGCUGGUUUCAUCUGUUUGACCUGACACCUGCCAAGGUGUUGGAUGCUUCUGGGCACCACGAGACACUAAUGGGAGAGGAGCAGCGUCCAGUCUUCAAGCAGCACAUCCCCGCCAACACCAAGGUCAUGCUGAUCAGCGACAUCGGUGGGCAUGCCUACCUUUCAGGCAGCCAGGAGAGUGGGAGUCAGUGGGUGCUAGAGCAGACCCCAAGGGAUGGGGAUGGAGAUGGGUGUUGUGAGCUGGUGGUGGGCUACACAGACCGUGUGGUGCGAGCUUUCCGCUGGGAGGAGCUAGGUGAGGGUCCCGAACAUCUGACAGGGCAGCUGGUGUCCCUCAAGAAAUGGAUGCUGGAGGGUCAGGUGGACAGCCUCUCAGUGACUCUGGGGCCACUGGGUGUUCCUGAACUGAUGGUGUCUCAGCCAGGCUGUGCUUAUGCAAUUCUACUGUGUACCUGGAAAAAGGACACUGGGUCCCCUCCUGCCUCUGAAGGGCCCACGGAUGGCAGUAGGGAGACCCCAGCUACCCGAGAUGUGGUGCUGCACCAGACAUCUGGCCGUAUCCACAACAAGAAUGUCUCCACUCACCUAAUUGGCAACAUCAAACAAGGCCACGGCACUGAGAGUGGUGGCUCUGGCCUCUUUGCCCUGUGCACCCUGGAUGGGACACUGAAGCUCAUGGAAGAAAUGGAAGAAGCAGACAAGCUGCUGUGGUCAGUGCAAGUGGAUCACCAGCUCUUUGCCCUGGAGAAACUGGAUGUCACCGGCAACGGGCAUGAGGAGGUAGUUGCAUGCGCCUGGGAUGGACAGACGUACAUCAUUGACCACAACCGCACCGUUGUCCGCUUCCAAGUGGAUGAAAAUAUCCGUGCCUUCUGUGCAGGCCUGUAUGCCUGCAAAGAGGGCCGUAACAGCCCCUGCCUCGUAUAUGUCACUUUCAACCAGAAGAUCUAUGUGUACUGGGAGGUGCAGCUGGAGCGGAUGGAGUCUACCAAUCUGCUGAAACUGCUGGAAACCAAGCCAGAGUACCACAGCCUGCUGCAGGAGCUGGGUGUGGAUCCUGACGACCUCCCUGUGACUCGUGCCCUGCUUCACCAAACGCUCUACCAUCCAGACCAGCCGCCACAGUGUGCUCCCUCAAGCCUCCAAGAUCCCACCUAGCCAUACUGGCCUCAGAGCUGGUGAAGGAUUCUUCCGAACCCCCACCCUACCCCCUAAAGAAUGCGGACCCAGAAUGAUUGGAGAGCAAGAAGACAGCAAUCCAGGUAGAAGCAGCACAGAGCAAAGACGGUGGCCCAGGACCAACGGGAAUUUAUUGGGAACGUUCAGUAGUGACUGAGUGGUUACAUGGUUCCAGAGAUUACAGGACCAAUGCCUUAGAACACAUGAGUUUUUUCCAGAAUUACGUUAUCCAUGCACGCACACCAUUCGUCUGUGUAGAGUACACUGAGGAGUACUUAAUUUAAGUACUGUAUUUUGACCAAGGAAAGGGGGCAGAGUAAUGAUGGUGACAGAUGGAGUUGCACCGAAGAAAGAUGGGUUGGGGCAGGGAGGAAGGAGGUAGAGGAUCCUGGUUAGGUCCAAGCUAGGGAGAGAGCUGUCCUUUCUCCCUCCUUCCCUCUGCCAUCAGGACAGAAAGGAGAGCAGGUGAAGCGAGCGCAGGCAGGGUUGUUAAUGAAAGUGUGUCCCUGGGAGGCCUCUCACCUUGCAGUUGACCAGAAGAGCUGGAAUCUCUGUCCUGCUGGUCUUCCUCCUGAUCUCCUGGCCAUGAAUCAGGGCCUGCACCCGGGGAGACUCCCCCUGAAGCCAGUUCGGGUUUCCCUCUACCAGGCGUCUUUGUAUCACACUGUGCGGCUGCUGGCUCCAUCAUGAAACAAUGAAGACGGGAUCUUGCUAAGCUGCCCAGACUGGACUCUAAUUCCUUGGCUCAAGGCAUUCUCUAGCCUCAGCCUCCCAAGCAGCCAGGACCACAAGCGUAUGCCACAGCACCUGGCCUCCAUCCUUCCUUUCUGUUACUGCGUGUGUUCCACACUCCCCGCAGCUCUCUUGGAUCCCUCAAAUACCUUCUUAAGUUCAUAACCUGUCUCCAGACCUGUUACCUUUCAAAUACAUCUGCUUGGAGCUUCAGACUGGAAGCUAAAAACCUUGCUACUCCAAAAUGUGGUCCUCAGAUCAGCAACUUUAACAUCAUUUCGAAGCCUCUUAAAAAUGCAGACUCUCAUACCUACUGAAUCAGAUGUUUCAUUGUGACAAGAUCCCCAGGUGAUUCAUGUGCAGGUUAAAGUUUGAGAAGCACCAAAGUAAAACAUGAAACUAA
Messenger RNA from Rhinopithecus roxellana (golden snub-nosed monkey), 2692 nucleotides. RefSeq names its product integrin alpha FG-GAP repeat containing 2 (gene ITFG2). The transcript is spliced from 14 exons. Gene Ontology annotation, molecular function: protein binding. Gene Ontology annotation, biological process: regulation of TOR signaling. The record is from RefSeq and is a predicted model, not a curated record. The coding region runs from base 118 to 1536 and encodes 472 amino acids. NCBI's taxonomy places the organism in Eukaryota, Metazoa, Chordata, Mammalia, Primates, Cercopithecidae. Gene Ontology annotation, cellular component: KICSTOR complex.